Fopius arisanus is the source of this 3419-nucleotide messenger RNA. RefSeq names its product xaa-Pro aminopeptidase 1. The transcript is spliced from 13 exons. NCBI's taxonomy places the organism in Eukaryota, Metazoa, Arthropoda, Insecta, Hymenoptera, Braconidae. Gene Ontology annotation, molecular function: metalloaminopeptidase activity. The record is from RefSeq and is a predicted model, not a curated record. Bases 257 to 2464 code for a protein of 735 amino acids.
CAGUACGGGGGAUCUAAAAAUACUGGGCGAAACACAUCACAGACCACCACGAUCUUUGUUUUUCAUCGGUGUGUCUCUCGUGGUAAAUCGUCAUCGAAAAUCCUCAGUUAUAUGACACUUGCGCGCGAAUUGCCAUUCAAACUUGUCUAGUCGUGACUGAAUUAUCUGAUCUAUGAGGGAAACAGUAUUUAUCAUUAUCGGCUAAUGCCAAUUUACGGUGGAUGAGACUUGGCACUUCUGGAGGAUUCAAGUGAAAAUGAUAAAUUCAGAGGGAUGGAUUCAUCUGAUUAUUUUGAUUCUCGGAGUACCAUUGAAUCAAGGUGGUUAUGGAAUAGCCCAGGUUGUUCUAAAUUACAAUGGCUCCCCGAGAACAGCGUGUCCAAUUGGAAGGAAUAAUAGUAAACCAAUUGAUCGGUAUGAUUCAUCGAUCACGCUCCGGCAAUUGCGAUCCGAAAUGAUUCGAAUGACAUCCGUACAGGAUAAACCACUCGACGGAUAUAUCGUGACCUCCAACGACGAUCAUCAGAGUUCGAUUCCAUUAUCACAUGCUCGGACGGCUCCUUCGGAGAGUGAAACUGUUUUAGCCCAUUUUAUGAGACGUGAAUUCCUCACGGGAUUCCGAGGUAGUGCAGGAGAAGCUUUGGUAACAGGAAAUAAAGCGAUACUGUGGACCGAUGGCAGAUAUCAUAUUCAAGCAGACAAUCAACUAGAUUGUAAUUGGAUUCUCAUGAAAUAUGGCCACGAAGGUGUACCAUCCAUGAUUCAGUGGAUAAAACAAGAGUUUCGGAACAACUCGCAAGCUAGGAUAGGGGCUGAUCCGAAAUUAAUUCCAGCGAAAACGUGGACAGAUUGGGAAGAAGAACUCGCGGCAUCAUCGAUACACCUUGUAGCUGUCCAUAAGAAUCUCAUCGACAUAAUUUGGCAAGUGAAUCGUACAUCCGACAUAACUCAUCCGGCCUACGAAUUAAAAACCGAAUUUUCGGGUAAAUCCUGGCAAGAGAAGAUCCACCAAGUGAGAUGUCUCAUGGAGAAUGCAUCAGCUGAUGCUCUUGUUAUCACAGCCCUGGAUGACAUCGCUUGGGUUCUCAACAUAAGAGGCUGGGACUUACCAAAUACUCCAGUACUCAGGGCAUACGUUGUUCUCACUCCUCAAGCCAUUCUCCUUUACACAGAUCGCAAAAAAAUCAAGAGAAGUGUCGAUUUGCAUUUGAAGACUGACGGCUGCUAUUACGCUGAUUGUGUGAGAAUAGUUAAUUAUUCAGAAAUCUGGAAUGAUUUGCGAACGUUGUCUCAAUCGUGGAGCAAAGCGUGGCUACCAGCUCCCUGCGUAUAUGCCCAAGGGGUUUCAAGACAAAUAUAUGUAUCAAUCCCAUCGUCAAAACGUUACUUCGAGCCCUCGCCGAUAAUUGCACUUCGAGCUGUGAAAAAUGAUAUUGAAAUAAAUGGAAUGAGACAAGCACACAUAAGAGAUUCUAUCGUAAUGUGCGAUUUUAUGGCUGAUAUGGAAUUUCAAAUGAGUAUUAAUGGAAAAAGCUGGGAUGAGAUGCAAGUUGUGAGGGCUAUAAAUGGCUUUCGAUUCGAGAUGGAUUACAAUCAGGGCAUUGCAUUUCCGACUAUUGUUGGAUAUGGAGAGCAUGGGGCACAACCGCAUUAUGAACCCACCGAAAGGACUAGUGCUCUCAUUGGAAGCGACUCCACAUUGGUCAUUGAUUCGGGAGGACAAUAUUUCGAUGGAACAACGGAUAUAACAAGGACCUUUCAUUUUGGUGAACCGACUGAUGAACAAAAGAGGGCAUACACACGAGUGCUCAUUGGUUCGAUUCAACUAGCGUCGAUGGUAUUCCCACCUGAUCUCAGAACAGAUCAGCUAGAUGUAUUUGCUAGAGAACCCCUUUGGAAGGCUGGAUCUGAUUACAUGCAUGGCACUGGCCAUGGCAUCGGGCAUUUUCUCUCUGUUCAUGAGUCUCCCAUCAGUGUCUCUUAUGUUCAAAAUUCAACGGCUGCACCAGGGUGUAGUACACAUCUGCAACCAGGAAAUUUCCUGUCCAAUGAACCUGGAUAUUAUUCCAAAGGAAAAUUCGGUGUUCGACUGGAGAAUGUACUUGAAGUUGUUCAAGUAGGAAUGAAAAAUUCGAAAUUACUGAAAUUUCGGGAUGCAACGCUAGUUCCAUAUGAGUCAAAACUCAUUGAUUUAAAUAUGCUGAGUCGAUCCCACAGGAGAUGGUUGAAUAACUACAACAGACGAAUAAGAGAAGAAGUUGGUCCUGAGAUGCUGAAGAAAUGUAAAAUGGAGGCGUAUCAGUGGAUGGAAAAAAGAACACGAAGCAUUCCGGAAGAGGAUGAAGUGGAUGAUAAUUAUUUCACGGGAGAUUCCAAUCCCAGUCUCUCCAAGAAAUCUUAUCUACUCAUUAUUCUUGUGAUAUUCUUUCAUACAUCGGGCGGCGUUUUCAUGACGUACAGCUGAGAAUCAACUAGUACUACAUUCAGAUUGAAUUCAUUCAGAUAAAUCUUAUGAGUAACUCCGGCUGCAUUUCGAUCUGAGAUUUUAUAUGGUGUAAAUUGAAAAGGAGGCGAGAGCUUUAGUGAAAGAUUAUUUAUCGUUUGUGAAUCAUAGGAAAGAAGAAAUUGUUAUCAAAUAAUUAAAUCGGUUUGAAGUAUUUGGUAUGAAAAAGUUUAAUAAAACAAUUUUGCGCUGUUAAAUUCUUGGAAUUUCUAUUCGAGUUUUAUUAAAAUUCUAUUCAAUUGAAAUUUCCAAUCGAACAAUUACGUAUCCUUGAGGAAAAAAAACGUGAACUGGAGAGUGUAUGUGGGCGGUGAGCCGAAGGAUGCGUUCUGUAAACAUGUAAACGUUCAUGACGGCGGGGUACGCGUAUUUGAGUCGACUCGGGUCGGUUUUGGUCAAUUUAGUCGAUUUGCGUCGAUUUUAAUCGAUUGUGAGGAAAUGGGCAUCCAUGAGUCGAUUUAGUCGAUUUUAGUCGUUUUUUAUCCUCUUGAACUGCGUUAAGGGUUAAUUUCACUUCCAAGUUCACUCUGCCAGAGAAUAUGCAUGCCUUACGAGAACAAACUGAAUUCGGCCAAUUUUUACGAUCUGUUGGGGAUAAAAUAUUGAAUAUGAAUAACUGAAUUUAAAUAUAUCACACAAAUGAGUAUAAAGCACCUCUAGAUGAAGAUAUCGCAAAGGAUUUAUAUGAAGAGGUGUUUAAUGCGUACCUAUGGAAACAUCAAUUAUCAUUCUCAUGAAACAUUCGCAAUAGUACAUUAUGUCAUCAGGCGAUAAAAGUAUUAUCUGACGAAUGUGGGUUAAUAUUAUAAUCAAAUUCGCAAGAUAAUACUAUAUCGCCAUGUCACAUAGGAAAUUUGUCAAUUCUCCUUUUUGAUUCCAUUGGGCAAUCAUACGCGAUAAAGGAUAAGUAAUUUAG